This is a messenger RNA of Mangifera indica (mango), 1336 nucleotides long. RefSeq names its product putative glucose-6-phosphate 1-epimerase. The record is from RefSeq and is a predicted model, not a curated record. The transcript has 9 exons. Lineage: Eukaryota; Viridiplantae; Streptophyta; Magnoliopsida; Sapindales; Anacardiaceae. The coding region runs from base 22 to 1005 and encodes 327 amino acids. Gene Ontology annotation, molecular function: carbohydrate binding; isomerase activity. Gene Ontology annotation, biological process: carbohydrate metabolic process.
UAUACAUGCGCAGCUUACUGCAUGGCUCGAUCGGAUUUCAACAAAGACUACUUGGCAGUUAUGUCGGGCGAGAAGAUACCAGUUGAGCUAUCCAAAGGCAUUAAUGGCCUUGAGAAGGUCAUUCUGCGAGACCCCCGCGGCAGUUCUGCUGAGGUGUAUUUGUAUGGGGGUCACGUGACAUCUUGGAAGAAUGACCAUGGCGAGGAGUUGCUUUUUGUCAGUAGUAAGGCUAUAUAUAAGCCACCAAAAGCAGUUCGUGGAGGAAUUCCAAUAUGCUUUCCACAGUUUAGCAAUCAUGGCUCUCUAGAGCAGCAUGGAUUUGCUAGAAAUAGGUUCUGGACUGUGGACGAUGACCUGUAUCCUUUCCCAACAAAUCCCUCAAAUAAUGCUUUUAUUGAUUUGAUCCUUAGGCCGUCUGAAGAAGAUUUGAAAAUCUGGCCUCACAGUUUUGAGUUUCGCCUGAGGGUAGCUUUGGGUCCUGGUGGAGAUUUGAUGUUGACAUCUCGCAUCAGGAAUACUAAUGCUGAUGGAAAGCCAUUUACAUUCACUUUCGCUUAUCACACCUAUUUCUCUGUUUCAGACAUCAGUGAAGUUCGUGUUGAGGGAUUAGAGACACUGGAUUAUCUUGACAACUUACAGAACAAGGAGCGUUUUACUGAACAAGGAGAUGCAAUAACAUUUGAAUCAGAAGUGGACAAAAUAUAUCUGAGCACUCCUACAAAGAUUGCAAUUCUGGAUCAUGAAAAGAAGAGAACAUUUGUAAUUCGUAAAGAUGGGCUUCCAGAUGCUGUGGUGUGGAAUCCAUGGGAUAAGAAAGCAAAGGCUAUGGUUGAUUUUGGUGAUGAUGAGUACAAGCAUAUGCUGUGUGUGGAGGCGGCUGCUAUUGAAAAGCCUAUUACACUAAAACCUGGUGAAGAGUGGAGAGGAAGGCAGGAACUCUCUGCUGUUCCUUCAAGUUACUGCAGUGGGCAACUUGAUCCUCAGAAAGUUCUUCUCAGCAGCUGAAAGAUUGAUCAUUGUGAUCUAUUUUCUGUACAGGUAUAUGUUUGCAACACGUGGAUGGAUUGGUAUAAUGAUGUCUGGCCUAUAUUUUAUUUUUUGUUUUUUUUCUUGUGAAAUUCCCCCUCUUGGUUGAAAAGAUGGGUCCAAUACUGGCUAGGACUGUUAAAUAAUGCAGCUCUUAAAUGACAAACUGUUUGAACCAAAAACAAAGAUUGAUAAAUGGGUAUUAUUCAUAUUGUGUCAAAAUGGAACAGACAGAUAUAACUCUGAAUAGAACUAAGAACAAGUGCUGCUAUUAUGAUGAAAAUGAAAUGAAAAUACAUAUAUUCUGUUA